AUGGGUGCAGGUGAUUUGAAUAUGAAAAAGUCGUGGCACCCGCUCCUACGGGCCAACCAGGAGCGGGUGUGGCAGCAGGAGCAGGAGGCGCAGGAGGAGCGGAAGAAACUCGAUGAGCUUCGCAAGGAGCGCGAACAUGAGCGCCAAAUGCAAGAGCUUCAGCGCAUCCACGAGGAAGCCGGCGGAAAGAAGCGUGUAGAGCGCGUGGAAUGGAUGUACGCAACGCCGGCAGCGAAUAGCGGGCCAUCAGAGAGUGAAUUAGAAGACUACCUUUUGGGGAGGAAACGCGUGGACAAGCUAUUGCAAGGCACCGAGCGUGAGGUUUUACACGCUGGAGCACAGCCCGGCGUGCACGACGGCCUUGACUCCAAUUCGCAGCGCGAUAUUGCGGCAAAGAUUCGCGAAGAUCCACUGUUUGCUAUAAAGCGGCAGGAGCAGGCCGUGUAUGCGUCGCUCAUGCAGAACCCAGGUAGACUGCGCGAAAUGCGCGCACGGCUGGGGAUGCGCGAAGAGACGCCACGACGCUACGAGUCUAGCAGCAGACACCAAGACGAGCGGCAUCGUGCGCACAGGCCGCGACGCGACGAGCAUCGCGAAGAGCGGCGAUCGCGACACGAUCGAUCGCACCACGACGAGCGACAUGCGCGCGCCGACCGACACAGACACGAUCGGCACAAGCACAGCGAAAGGGAUCGGCACGCGAGCCGCCACCGCUCGCGCUCGCGCUCGCCCCGCCGUGAUCGCGCUCCCCAAGAUGAAACCACGCGCGCGGCAAAACUUGCAGCAAUGAUGCAAGACGCAAAGACUAUGGACAAGGAGCGCAAUGCGCGGGUGGAAAAGGUACAAGCAGAAGAAGCGAAAGAGCGCUUGCACGAAGACGAUCAGCGCGAAGCUACACAUGAUCCACGCAAGUGGAAACAAGGUGGUGGCACGGGCCACGCAGCCUUUCUCCUGGACCAGCAGCGCAAUUUGUGGGGCGAACAGAGCGGCGGCAUGGACUUGCACGAGCGCUUGCGCAGGUCUCGUCAUGGGCUGCAGCGAGUCGAAGCAGAGUAG
Messenger RNA from Malassezia vespertilionis, 1056 nucleotides. RefSeq names its product RNA-splicing factor (gene CWC25). Gene Ontology annotation, biological process: mRNA splicing, via spliceosome. NCBI's taxonomy places the organism in Eukaryota, Fungi, Basidiomycota, Malasseziomycetes, Malasseziales, Malasseziaceae. The record is from RefSeq and is a predicted model, not a curated record. The transcript has a single exon. The coding region runs from base 1 to 1056 and encodes 351 amino acids. Gene Ontology annotation, cellular component: U2-type spliceosomal complex.